This is a messenger RNA of Microsporum canis CBS 113480, 849 nucleotides long. RefSeq names its product enoyl-CoA hydratase/carnithine racemase. Lineage: Eukaryota; Fungi; Ascomycota; Eurotiomycetes; Onygenales; Arthrodermataceae. Bases 1 to 849 code for a protein of 282 amino acids. The record is from RefSeq and is a predicted model, not a curated record. The transcript has a single exon.
AUGCCUCAGACGAUGCCUCUUCCAGAUCCUGAGCCUGACUCGAUAGUGGUCGAGAAGACAGCAGAUGGCGUCACCACGAUCGGGAUCAAUAGACCAGAGAGAAAAAACGCCAUAAAUCCGCCAACCGCCACGAAAUUACGAGCAGCCUUUCUUGACUUUGAACGGGACUCCAGCCAGAAGAUAUGUGUGUUCCAUGGUACCGGGGGCACGUUCUGCUCUGGCUUCGACCUCAGCGAGCUCAGGAAGUGGGAUAAACCAGACGAGUGCACCGACAGAUCCAAGGCAGAGAGCAUCACCCGCUCGCACUUCAAGCCCGUGCAGGGAAGAAACGAAGCACCGCUAGGGCCGGGACGGAUGCAGAUCGAGAAGCCCGUCAUUUGCGCUAUAUCAGGCCAUGCUGUUGCGGGAGGCAUGGAACUAAGUUUGCUAGCCGACAUUCGAGUGGUUGAAGAGGACGCCAUCUUCGGGAUAUUCAGUCGACGGUUUGGAGUGCCGUUGCUGGAUGGCGGGACGGUCCGGCUUCAGGAGAUCAUUGGCCUGGGGAGAGCGUUGGAUAUCCUGCUCACCGGCCGGCCGGUGGGAGCGACUGAGGCCUUGCACAUAGGGCUGGCCGCCAAGGUGGUGCCGAAGGGGGAGGCCUUCAAGGAAGCCAUGAAGCUGGCGCGGUCUUUGGCCGCCGUGCCCCAGGAGUGUCUGAAUGCGGACCGAAAGGCAUGUUAUAAUGCUGCUUACAACUCUCCUUCCUUUGAGGAUGCGUUAUCGUAUGAGUUUGAGGAAGCCGUCAAAGUCAGCGACCUGGCUAUCAACAAGGCAAUCAAUUUUAAUAAACGGGAGAAGGCAAGGCUGUGA